UCAAUAAUUAUUUCCUCUCGUGGGGUCUUUGCCCCUGAAAUUGCGUUGCGCCCCUUCUUCCAAUUCCUCUGAUAGAAUAAGCUCUCCCAACAUUCAUUCUCAUUCACAGUUCCACGGAAAGUAAGAGAACACCAGAAAAUGGACGGUGAACGGAGAGUCGGAGUGGCGGUGGAUUUCUCCUCCUGCAGCAGAAAAGCUCUCAAAUGGGCUAUCGAUAACAUUAUCCGCAAGGGCGAUUUUUUGAUUCUCAUCACUGUUCGUCCUGACGGUGAUUAUGAAGACGGCGAGAUGCAGCUCUGGCGAACCACCGGAUCUCCGCUUAUUCCUAUGGUUGAGUUUGCCGAUCCUCACACCUUGAAGAAGUACGGGAUUAAGCCUGAUGCUGAAACUAUUGACAUUGUGACGACUGCGGCGGCGCAGAAGGAGAUCACUGUGUUGCUUAAGAUUUAUUGGGGAGAUGCUCGUGAGAAGAUUUGUGAAGCGAUUGAUCAUAUUCCUAUUAGCUGUCUUGUGAUCGGAAACAGAGGUCUUGGCAAGAUUAAGAGGGCCAUAUUGGGGAGCGUAAGCAACUAUGUGGUGAACAAUGGUGCCUGCCCAGUGACUGUAGUGAAGAAAAUAGAUAACGAGAACUGAUUGCUCCAUCCCACAACACUCUUGAAUCUCCAUUUCCUCGUUCAAAUUUUCUGAUUAUGUGUUUGUUUUGUGAAUUGGAAAUGUGUAUGUUGAUGGCCUUAGUUUCUGUUUUGUUCAUUAAAAUGUUUGUCAAAUAAUGGGAACCUCUUCAUGGGGUGUUUGUAAUAGGAUGAAUAAUGAUUUAGAGACUGGUUUGGGAGUGUUCUUGAAAACAAUUUUCUGUUCAAUAACAAUAUAUUUUUUUUUCUUUC
Messenger RNA from Cucurbita maxima (winter squash), 884 nucleotides. Its product is annotated as universal stress protein PHOS32. Bases 139 to 633 code for a protein of 164 amino acids. Lineage: Eukaryota; Viridiplantae; Streptophyta; Magnoliopsida; Cucurbitales; Cucurbitaceae. The transcript is spliced from 4 exons. The record is from RefSeq and is a predicted model, not a curated record.